ACUUUGUUGAUAAAAUGGCGACUGUUGACACUGAUAAAGAUGCUAAAGAAGACUCAGGAUUCGACCUUUUAUCAGAUGAUGUUAUAUUAUUCAUAUUAAAGAAUCUCAGUCUUAGAGACUUAUUCAAUCUACGUCAAGUAAACAAACGUUUUGCAGCUAUUUGCAAGGACAAAUCAUUUUUCCGGUAAGUUUUUAAAGCCCUAUUAAAUCUGCAGACGCAGAGAUGCAGUAGCCAUCAGUAGCAGGAUCUCUAGAAAUACUAAAAUAAAAUGAACCUAUCGUGAAUUGGGAAUAAGUCAAUGCUGAAGUCUAAAUGAAAUGCAAAAAUAUGUUGUUGAGAAUUCCUUGACUGACGCAUUUCACCUGCCUGAUUUAUUGCUGACUUACUGUUCUCCACUAUUUAAUUUUAAGUUUCUUUUUUUUUUCAAACUAUUUCAAAUUCAAUUAUCAGUAUUUUAUUAGUAGACCCAGGACUACACAAAUAUUGCAUUUUAUACUUAAGAUUUUUAGUGGUUUUCAAACCUUUCUCAUGAAGGCAUCCUGCAAAGUAGAAGUGUAAACUGCAACUCUAUAUGGCUAUAUACUAUAUGGCUUCAUCUCUUAAAUAAACCUGGAUAAAUGUCUUAACUUUUUCAUAAGAUUAAAAUUCUUAAUUUCUUUCUAAAAGAUUACAAUUCUUAAUUUCUUUCUAACUUUCUUGUUUCUGCAGAAAAUAAAUACUUUGACAAAAAAUUGAAAUAUUGUCCAAUUGCUAUAGAAUGAUACAUCAUUUUAAAGGGCUAGCUAUAAGCUUUGUAAAAACAUAAAUUUCAUCUUUCUAUCUUUUAUAGAAAUGAAGUUAUGAUUUUUUUGGUGAAUUUUAAAACCCCCCUUAUUUAUCUUUGUAUUUAAAAAAAAACAACUUGUGACCAACUUUACACAUUUCUGCCUUAUUUUUAUGUCCUAGUAAAAAUAUAAAUUCUAUGAUAAUGUUGAGUCUUAUUUAUUUAUUUUAAUAAACUUGUUAUAGACUAAUUCAUAUUUUAUCUAAUUUUAAAGAAGUCACAGUGACGCAAUUUUCACAAAAAUAUGUAAGAAAAAAUUUUAAUUUUAGACUUAGAUGUUUACCAGAAUGUAUAACCAUAUUUUAUUGGAAUUAUAAUUCAUAAUUGUAGUAGCAACUGCUUUUUAUUAUGUUAUUAUUCCAUUAAUUAUAAUUUAUAAAUACCACUAAUAACUAGCCCUAAAAAUAUAAUUAUGUAAAUCAAGGGACAAAACAAGUCCGAAAUUCACCAGACUACAUGAACUACAAUUAUUUAAUUUAUUAGGUUGUAUUAAUUUCUAAUAAUAUUGUAAAAUGGUUUCACCUUUAUUAACUGAUUAGUCUUCCACGGAUUAUCAAAGAUGAACUAUAAUGAAUCAAUGAAAAUAUAUUUUAUUUAAAUUGGUAACCAGAACUAUUUCCGACAACCCACUUUUUUUGUGAGGCGGGUGUGACUCGGUGACUACUAACAAUUUUUAUUUUCUUACACCUUCUUACACUUUUGUUUGUUAUUAUUAAUAAAGUAAAAUUAUUAACCUUUGUGAAUGAAUGAAGCAGAAUUGAGCUAAACCACUAUGUGUUUGAAUUUUAACUUUUAAAAUAAUAACAAUUAACAUACAUACCGAUGUAGAAAAUUAAAUGCGUUACUCGUCACAAAAGUCUAAAUGCCGCACAUAUGGUAUCCCUGUUGGAAGUUUAGAACUUUAAUAGCUUGGAUCAGCCAUCCACAGCUCGCUGUCCAUGAAUGAGAGCAUAAAGACAAGUUCUCUAAAGCAGCAGCUAUGACCUGAAUAAACAAGAGAGUGAAAAACAUCUGUACAGCAAUGAAUCAUGGACAUACUAUGGGAGAAACAAAUGGAAAUGCAACAGUCUCCACCUGACAUGCCUUUGGUGCAUUUUGUGCUUUCAGUGGCAAGACAAAGUACCCAACACAGAGUUCCUGAAAUGAGCCAACAUGUGCAGCAGGUUGCUUGCUCCCUCUCAGAUUGUCUUGGCAAGAUCAAUUCAUUUGACCCAGGCACUGUUGAUCUGUUUAGGUAGCAUUUCCCCCAGCAAGAUCUUUAUAUUCAUAAUUUAAAUGUCUAUGUGACCUCCUUGGUACUGCUUCUCCAUUUGAUAACAUUUCACAACAUACACAUGUUUUCCUCCCUAAUUAUAAAAAGUGUUGGACUGCAAUAAAGCUUUAAAAUAGAUUAAGAAGACACGAACAAAUUGUGUCAAUAGAACAAUAUAAGGAAGCUCCCUAACAGGAACUUUUGUUUAAGAUCAGAAAUAAGUUUUAGACUAAACAAUUUUUCUUGAAUUAUUUUGGUGUAUAAAAUAAAUAGGAAAGUUUAAAACGUUUUAUAAAUAUUAGACUGAAUUAUUUAAUUAGGUAGGUUGACAUAAUCACAAAAUUUAGAUAAUUUUUUAUUAGCAAAUCUCAAUGUCAAUUUUCAGUAUGUUUUUUUAGGGAAAAUAUUUACAUGAAUUAAAUAUUUGCCAUAAUUAUUUUCCACAGGCAUCUCCAAUUUGCAAGAAAUUAUUGGCUUACAACAGAAAAAUUCCAUUAUUAUAUAAAGCCAAUAGUGGAUAAAAUUGAAACAUUGAAUUUGAACUCCUGUUACUGGCUCAAAUCUGCUGGUGUAGAUCUCAUCUCAAAAUGCAUAAAUGUCUCAGCAUUGCAUCUUAUGCAAGUACGAGUUUCUGUUAAAAACUUGUGCAGCAUUAUGUCUUGUUUACCGAAUCUCACCAACUUAUCCUUCUCAAUCGGAGACAUUAGAGACUUACAUCUAGAACUCUCAUCUUCAACAGGUGCUCAAGAAUGUUUGGCUCGACUUGUAUCAUUGAGCUUACAUUUUCGCCAUCAAUCAGUUUAUUCAAAUCGACCAGUAAUAAAUUUUUGUUCGGGACCAACUUUGUUUGAAUACUGUAGAAACCUAGAAGAAUUUCACGUGUAUGGUUUCCCUAGUAAUGCGAGGGGAAUUCCAAAAUACAUUUUUCAACCACAGAUUUUAAAAGCAGAAAAUCUUAAAAAUGUGAAAGUAAUGACAUUAAACGACGCCAUGGAUCCAGCUGCACGGAUGUUCUUCUUUGGAACUUUGCUUGCUGUUUGCAAAUUGUCUGUCAAGUUCAGAACUCUUCUACAACCCGUGGGUAAUGUGGAUCAGCUGUGGUCCAUGGAUGGCUAUGCAACUUGUCUUCAAAAUAUGGAAGAACUUGUUCACUUUGAUCCUUCAAGAACAACUUUUCGAAUUCCAAGUGAAGUCCUGCAUUUUGAAACUGCUCAUAAUUUACAGGUAUUUUGUAAUUAUGUACAUUUUAAAAUUAGAAUUACAUCGCCUCUUAUGCUCCAUUCAUUUUUAUAGUUAACUUUCAAACAUUUUUUUUUUAUAAAACAUUUAAAAAAUUAACUUUUAUCCCCUUUGAAAUUUCAGUACCUCAACCUGUCUGAUAAUGCUGCCGUCACAUCUGAAACUCUGCAUUUACUGGCAGAUACUUGUCCAAAAUUGACUAGCUUAAAUCUUCAAAAUUGCAAUUAUAUCCUGCUUGGUCCACUGAAGGUAAAUUCAACGGUUACAACUUUAACACUAACAUAUAACUUCUAAAGCCAAUUACUUCUAUAGCUUAUCUAAAAAAUCUCUUUCAGACUAUCAAACUUGAUCUCUAUCUCAGCGUGGAUCACACUAACAUUGACUACCUCUAACAUGAACUUUCUAUCUCACGCCUUAUGUUCACACACUUGUUAAUUAUGCUUUUCCUGUCAUCCAGUGAGAAUUUAGCCACAAUAAUACAACUUGGUGACCUCCAAUGACACUUGAGUGAAUUCUGUGGAUAUCUCGGGAACAGAAAGUUUUAGGGACAUGUGGUUUUCACUACAGUGUUCCCUUAUGCAUAGUUUACUCGUUCUUGAUAUCUAUCAACAAUGACAACAUUUUUACCCAAGAAAGAUCAUCAUUGACCUUUCAUGUCAUUGUAUGUCAUGGGGGCCCCACUUUUUUUUGUCAUAUGUUUCAACCCUGUUACGUACUAUUGUAUUGUUUUACAAAUUUAAUCUGUUUUAAGAUUUGGAUUGUUAGAUGCACAGUACAUAACAAAGGCCUAAAACCCAGUAUACAAAGAAAAACAAUAACCAAAGCUAGUGAUAUUAACAUUAUUCAAUUUAUUUAUACUAUUAAGUUGAUAUAAAAAUACAAAAUCAAAUAUAUAUAUAUAUAGAUAUGAAAGUAUAAGUGAACAAAUUUAAGACUAGAAGGGUACAACUGUUAUUUCACACACUCACACAGUGAAAGAUCUUUUAAGACUUGUAGGUCCAUUAGGUUUUUCGUAAGUCUCGUCAGUCUAUCGGUCACAUUCAUUUGGGCAUAUUUAUAGUGGGGAGUCAGACUCCUCUGAAACAGAAAGUCUAGAAAUUCAAUCGUCAGAGAGCAUUGACUUCCCCUAAGACGAGCACCUGGAAAUUGUAAACAAACUUUCCCAAUCAAGGGUGGUGGGGAAGGGCGUGGCAGCACAUGUCACCCCAUUAAUUGGUGACAUCAGUAACAAAACAUUGGGGGAGGUAAAGGGAUGCAUGACAUCCAUGGCUCCGAAUCAUGCAGCGGGAACAAAAUCUAUGUCAACACACUGGCUAUAACAAAAAACACUUUCUGAUCUCCUAUUAUAUCUUGCAAGACUAAAAAGUAAAAAAUAAAAAAAAAAUAAAAAAUUACUUUUAUAAAUGCAACAACCCCUAAAAACUAAGUUUGUGUAUAAAUCCUUUAUACGCUUCUUUAAUCAAUUUAUUUUAUAUUUAUACUCUAAUGUCCCACCCUCUUGUACACAGUAGAUUUAUUUCACCAACUAUUUCAGUAAAAGAAAAGAAAAUAUUUCUCAUCAAACACACUUGCCAUAUUUUUUAAAAAAGAAUCUCAUUUAGUGGAGCUAUCAGUAAUUUUAUUUUGUGAAAUCAGUGGCAUAAUAUUUCCUGCAUCUUCCCUUUGAAAAAACAGGAAAAACUGAUUUUAGGGUUUAUAAUUGGGGGCGGGGGGUGGGGGGGGGGCGGGGAGGGCUCUGAAAAUCUGAAAGGAGGUGUUGUCAUUGGCAAUGAGUCUAUUUGGAAAGUUUCAGCUUGAAACAGGAGGUGGGUCAAUUAGCUGCCUGAAGAUAUUGCCAGCCAGAAACUCAAAAACAAUGAAAAAACAGGAAAAACUGAUUUUAGGGUUUAUAAUUGGGGGCGGGGGGUGGGGGGGGGGCGGGGAGGGCUCUGAAAAUCUGAAAGGAUGUGGUGUCAUUGGCAAUGAGUCUAUUUGGAAAGUUUCAGCUUGAAACAGGAAGUGGGUCAAUUAGCUGCCUGAAGAUUUUGCCAGCCAGAAACUCACAAACAAAAUCAAAAUGAAUAUUAAGGAUUUAAAGAAACAAUUUUUUCCAAAAAUAUAUGCAAAAGUAUCAAAUAAAUGUCCACCAAACUUCAGAGUUGUCCAGGCACAUGACUAAAAAAGUGUCGAAUUGUCAUAUUUUAAAACAUUGUUGUAGCAAUUGAAAUCUAGUAUCUAGAAUGAUACAGGCAACUGAACUAUAUUUGCAGUUUUCACUUACGCAAACUAGUUAAUUGAUAUUUAUAGCAUAAUAUAUACAUAGGUGGACAAGGCGAAUGCAUAUUUCUUUCUAAGUGGUGGACAUCUAUUUUCUGAAAAGUUUCAAUAUGGUUAGACGAGCAAAGCGAGUAUCUGUUUUAUAAAUUACACUGUUUAUUAGGUUUUGAGUCUUUUAGUUAUACAAUUAUUAUUUUUAAAAGUCUGGAUUAAAAACAAAUAUUAUCUUUCAUACCGUAUUGCUUACACUAGCGUAUUUAUAUUUUAUGGGUUUGGCUUUUAGUACUUUAUACACUUUUCAGGCUUUUCCCAUCCAAAACCAGGGUAGUCUGCUUAUGAAUGUGUUACUUGCAAAUUUAAUUUUUAGUGAAUUUUUCAUUUGUAUCUAAGUGUGUAAUCAAAGCUAUAAUAUUAAAUAUAAUUAUUUUCAUACACAUCGAGAAUAAAAAGUAAUAAAAUAAUCGGAAAUUACCAAAGUAAUCAAAAUUAUAACUGUGAAGAAGAUAUUAAAAGGUUUAUUAUUUGAUUAAUCCUUAAGCUAAAUUGAAAAUUGCCUGCUGUGCAAUGAGCAUAAAGAAUGACUUCAUUUGAAAAUAUUGUACGAACAAUACAGGUACAGUUGACUUAUGAAUAGUUGGUGAUAACUUCCAGCCUUAUUCUUGUUUAAGUCAUUUAGUCAGUUGUGCCCCUUUUUACUAUUUUUGUAGCAAAACUCUGAACAGAAAAGAACAUACAAUGAUAUCAGUGGACUGCAAGCUUUACUUUUAGCAUGCGUUGAACUUCAGAGCUUAAACAUAAGUGGCAUACAUGUGCACACGCAAGACUUGACUACGACGCCGUACAGCAGCCUGGCAGCCCUUCUUGCACUCAACCACAGUAAGUAUAUUGGAGUUUACUUUAUUGGAGUUUACUUUAUUGGAGUUUACUUUAUUGGAGUUGUGAAAUCAAAGGAAAGUAAUUACCACUCUUUACUUUAUUACUGGAAUGCUUCAAUUUCUAAAAUUGUUUUUCGGUUACUCAUAUUAAAAUUUGAAUUAUGUUAACAUACAUUACUUUAAAUUUAUGUUCAGACAACCUUUCACCUGAGAACCCCUUACAAAAUUUUGGUAUCAGAGGCAUACUGCAAACAUGUAGUAUUAACAGCCAGUACAUGGAUGCAGCAACGUACCCUAUCAGAAUCAGAACAAUGAUAAUUUUUUUCUCUUCUUGUUGUGUGACAAACUUCUUUGUGAACUUAUGUGACAGCCUAGGAUUUCAUAGAAAACAAGUUGAUAAUGCCUGUGUUGUACUGUGUUGUACUGUCAUCGUUACGUCUUAUUUUCAAGUAUCAAACUGCUGUUGCCCAUUGAUAGGUUGGCGCAGUUUAUCCAUGUCCCCCUGCUGUUUAAGUGUGGAGAGAAGCUCCAAAAGCAACAAAAGGACAUUUUCCAUAGUACCGGAGGGAUACCUGGUGAAGCGGAGGAGAAUUGGCGCAGGUGCUGCAUGCAAUCAGAGUUUUGCUUUGGUAAGAAAUCAUAGAACAAUUUCGCACUGUUGGCUAAACGCAAUUAACAGCUAUUAGACUAUGUCUUUGAUUUUAUGUAUUUGAUCAAUAAUAUCAGAAAAUUUUUCAUAUUUAUCAAUGAUGUAUAAUUGCAUUUUUUUAGGUGAUGGUGAGUCCUAUCUGUUUUUUUUUUUGUUGGUGUUGGUGGGGUGGGGGGGAGGGUGAAUGACUGGAGUAGGGAUAAUUCAUUGUUAAUAAUUUUGUUUAGCUGUAUUGAGAUUUAGGUGCCCAACAGCUGAAGUCUUGAUCUACACUUAUUGACAUAACCAUCACCACCAAGCUCAACCCCUGUUUAAAAUUUCCCUUAGUUUUAGGGUUGCCAUAUCUAGCUGGGACCUCGUCGGGACACUCUGAGAUGGGGGUGUAGGGUUGCCAUAUCUAGCUGGGACCUCGUCGGGACACUCUGAGAUGGGGGUGUAGGGUUGCCAUAUCUAGCAUGGACCUCGUCGGGACACUCUGAGAUGGGGGUGUAGGGUUGCCAUAUCUAGCUGGGACCUCGUCGGGACACUCUGAGAUGGGGGUGUAGAAAUGAAGUAAAAAAUGUAUUUAAUAUAAUUACUUAAUAUUUAGAACACAAUUACAUGGAACUUGUUGCGGCAAAAGUAGUUGGUACCCCAUAUUUUUCGGAAGAUUUCACCUUUUUCAGCAAGUCUUUUUCCCUUUUACGUAUCUAUAAAACUCCAUGCAAGUCAGCUUGUAGUUAAACUGACACUGUAAGAUCUGUGAAAAGACCUUGUCAACAUAAACUUUUUGACAUAAAUGAAAUUAACUGAGGCUGCAUUUCCAUAUUGCGCUAACAGAUGGUAUUACUUCAGUACUUGAGCCCAGCUCGUAACAGUAGUUUGCAAAAUCGAGACAAAAUUGAGUCUUGACGGGACAAGAAGGUGCAUAACGGUGAUGGUCCCGAUAUAUUAGGACGGAUGGCAACCCUACUUAAUGUAUUUGAAGCAUAGUUUGUAUAUUUCCCAGCACCAUUUCGUGCUUUUCUAUGUUAGGACCUGACUUUAUUUAGGACCUGGGUUUGUGAAGGAAGUGACGUUUUGUAUGAUCUGACCUUUUGUAGGACCUGACUUUGUGUAGGACCUGACUUUGUGUAGGACAUGACUUUGUGUAGGAUAUGACUUUGUGUAGAGAUGACUUUGUGUAGGAGAUGACUUUGUGCAUUUUUGGCCAAAAAUAUUUUACAGAAUUUACAAAAAAAAUUAAAAUAAACAUUUGGUUAUCAUUUUGUCCAGUUCCCAGAUGCGAAUUCUCCUUCUACAUCACAAGAGGACCCAUCAACAUCUUCAUCAUCACCUCCCUCGUCGUCACCUUCAUCAUCCUCCCCCUCCACAACUUUAGAAGAGCCAGUUUUUGUGUCUGAGUUGGAGAAGCUGGUUCGCAGCUGUCCUACUAUGGAAAAUUUUGAGCUGAAUUGUUCGGGCUUCAGAUCUGCUUUCAACAAAUAUUUUGGUGUUAAUCCGAACACCUGUACGUCCAGUCCAUGGUAAGUGUAUGUCCAGCCCAUGGUAAGUGUAUGUCCAGCCCAUGGUAAGUGUAUGUCCAGCCCAUGGGUAGUGUAUGUCCAGUCCAUGGUAAGUGUAUGUCCAGCCCAUGGGUAGUGUAUGUCCAGCCCAUGGUAAGUGUACGUCCAGCCCAUGGUAAGUGUAUGUCCAGCCCAUGGUAAGUGUACGUCCAGCCCAUGGUAAGUGUAUGCCCUGUCUCUGGUUUCUGCCCAAUCAGUCCUCUGCAUGAAGACAUCCAAGCAAUGUAGUAGAGUCUGGCUAUUGGUACAUGUUGGAACCAGACAUUUUGGACAGAUUAACUUGCUGUCUAUUCAUUCAAUUUCUAAAUUAUCUUAUCAAAAAAGUUUUUGUUCCAUCAUUGUUGAAAGGAAGUUUGUUUUAAAAUUAAGUUCAUAUUUUUAAACCAACUCAACACCUUUGGAAUAUUAAGAUGAGACUUUCUAUGACUUUUUAUGAUCUAAAUGGUCUUUUUUAUGAUAUACAAACUUAUUCUGAACAGAAAAUAUAGAUUUCUAAAUGUUAUUCUUGCAACACACAGAUGUCGCAAAUGUUCUGGAACUUUUUCUUUUGAAUCUGAAAUUGAAUUGACACUGAUUAUUUGUUUGGAUGAUAAAAAAACCCAGUUAUUCUAUUUUAAUUUUCUAGUAUGUUUUCCUUGACUGUGGGGGAUCAGGAGCUGAUGUGUAUUGGACGAUGGAGGUUCCUGAAAUCUCUUCAACUUACUUCUAUUCCAGGUUCAUUUCACAAAUUAUCUCUAUUUAUUUAUUAUUAUUGUUACAGUGGUCUUAUAUAGCGCGGUAGCCCAGCCUAGGGCUGGGCUCACUGCGCUUCCCCAAAAAAAUGUUAGCUAAAAAUAAUCAGGACGUUAUUGACAUAACCAUAACCACCAUGCAAAAAUAAUCAAGUUCUGACAUACCAAUGUCAUUGUCUGAUACAAAGUUACUAUUACACUUUAAAAAAAAAGAUACUAUGAUAUUACAUUAUGAAAAAUAUUUUGAUUAUAUGUAUUAUUAUAUUACAUAAUGAAUAUUAUAACCAUAUGAAUAUAAUAACAAUAGACAUUAUUAUUGACUUUGAGUCCAGGAGUGAACCAAGGCCACUGUUUGCUAGCCAUAGCCAAAGGUUGUGUCUCCCUAGAGCAGCUUUCUAUUGCAAGUCUUGGCCAGAUAGCUCACUGUCUUUACAGGGGAGGGCUGCUGGCAGCAUUUCCUUUCUUCUCACAGCUCAAAGAUUUCAGGUGAACAGAAAAUGUCAUUUCAUUACUCCCCCCAUACAUCAGUACUACCCCUGUACAUCAAUGCUACCCCUGUACAUCAGUACUACCCCUGUACAUCAGUACUACCCCUGUACAUCAGUACUACCCCUGUACAUCAGUACUACCCCUGUACAUCAAUACUACCCCUGUACAUCAGUACUACCCCUGUACAUCAGUACUACCCCUGUACAUCAGUACUACCCCUGUACAUCAAUACUACCCCUGUACAUCAGUACUACCCCUGUACAUCAAUACUACCCCUGUACAUCAAUACUACCCCUGUACAUCAGUACUACCCCUGUACAUCAGUACUACCCCUGUACAUCAAUACUACCCCUGUACAUCAGUACUACCCCUGUACAUCAGUACUACACCUGUACAUCAGUACUACCCCUGUACAUCAGUACUACCCCUGUACAUCAGUACUACCCCUGUACAUCAAUACUACCCCUGUACAUCAGUACUACCCCUGUACAUCAAUACUACCCCUGUACAUCAGUACUACCCCUGUACAUCAGUACUACCCCUGUACAUCAAUACUACCCCUGUACAUCAAUACUACCCCUGUACAUCAAUACUACCCCUGUACAUCAAUACUACCCCUGUACAUCAAUACUACCCCUGUACAUCAGUACUACCCCUGUACAUCAAUACUACCCCUGUACAUCACUACUACCCCUGUACAUCAGUACUACCCCUGUACAUCAAUACUACCCCUGUACAUCAGUACUACCCCUGUACAUCAAUACUACCCCUACACAUCAUUACCACUACAUCAAUACUACCCCUGUACAUCACUACUACCCCUGUACAUCAGUACUACCCCUGUACAUCAAUACUACCCCUGUACAUCAGUACUACCCCUGUACAUCAAUACUACCCCUACACAUCAUUACCACUGUGACACAUUAAUACCACCCUCACACAUCAAUACCACCCUCACACAUCAAUACCACCCUCACACAUCAAUACCACCCUCACACAUCAAUACCACCCCUACACUUCAAUACCACCCUCACACAUCAAUACCACCCUCACACAUCAAUAACACCCUCACACAUCAAUACCACCCUCACACAUCAAUACCACCCUCACACAUCAAUACCACCCUCACACUUCAAUACCACCCUCACACAUCAAUACCACCCUCACACAUCAAUACCACCAUCACACAUCAAUACCGCCCUCACACAUCAAUACCACCCUCACACAUAUUACUAGACUCACACAUCAAUACGACCCUCACACAUCAAUACCACCCUCACACAUCAAUACCACCCUCACACAUCAAUACCACCCUCACACAUCAAUCCCACCCUCACACAUCAAUACCCCCCUCACACAUCAAUACCCCCCUCACACAUCAAUACCCCCCUCACACAUAUUACUAGAGAGUGUGUAGUUAUGGUGGGAGUGUGUAGUUAUGCACCCUCACACAUCAAUACCACCCUCACACAUCAAUACCACCCUCACACAUCAAUACCACCCUCACACAUCAAUACCACCCUCACACAUCUCACACAUCAAUACCACCCUCACACAUCAAUACCACCCUCACACAUCAAUACCACCCUCACACAUCAAUACCACCCUCACACAUAUUACUAGGCUCACACAUCAAUACCACCCUCACACAUCAAUACCACCCUCACACAUCAAUACCACCUCACACAUCAAUACCACCCUCACACAUCAAUACCACCCUCACACAUCAAUACCACCCUCACACAUCAAUACCACCCCCAUGCAACAUAAAUAAAAGAAAAACACCAAAAAUAUUCAAUUAUUGUCAUAUUUUUUCAUUUUGAUGUAAAGAAUGAAAUUUGUGUCUGGUUAUUGUAGCAAUGACUGGUUAAAAUAACUCUGAAAGAUGAACAAGUUAAGUUCAAUAAUUAGACAGAGUGGGUGGUGAAGUGGUCUAAACUGACUCAUUCCAACGCCAAGAUAAGCAAAAACAUCCCAAGCAUCUUGGGGGGGGGGGGGGGAUAGUACUCAUCAGCCUUGGACGGAAACCCAUCAAAGAGAAGGCAAACUUUGAAUUACAAGUUAAGUUCAAUAAUUAGACAGAGUGGGUGGUGAAGUGGUCUAAACUGACUCAUUCCAACGCCAAGAAAAGCAAAAACAUCCCAAGCAUCUUGGGGGGGGGGGGGUAUAGUACUCAUCAGCCUUGGACGGAAACUCAUCUAAGAGAAGGCAAACUUUGAAUUCAAACCAGGAGCCUUAAUGAUCCAUUACGUGACCGUGUGCUCUCAAAUAUAGAAGAAGCAUAACAUCACACUCUAUUUCACCAUAUUAAAAAUGUGACUGAUUAUUUGCUAUGUAGACACUGCACAUAGCACUCUUUGUUGUGAGCAGAUGGAGAGUGCUAUGUAGACACUGCACAUAGCACUCUGUGUUGUGAGCAGACGGAGAGUGCUGGGCAGACACUGUACAUAGCACGCUGUGAUGUGAAGGAGAUUUCAUAUGUAUGGGUGAAAUUAACGCUUGUAAUAGAUAUAUCUAAGAACGUAUAUAGAUUCUAUUGAAUUUCUAGUGUUAAAAAGGUUUAAAUUGUGUGUGUGUGUGUACAAUCUGUCCCUACAGACUAGAACACCCCUACAUGAAGAUCGAUGAGAUGAUGCUCAGUGCCAUGGCCAAGUGCAAGACCUUAGAGAGGGUUUGUGUCAUUGCUAAAAAUGGCACCAUGGACACGGAAGGAGUCAAAGAUUUCUUUGAAAAGGUCAGUACUUAACACCAGGGCUUGACCAGGUGCGUUUUCCUUUACGACGGGUCCCGGGCACCCUGACACAAAGGAUCGAUGGAGGCAGUGCACUCUCACCACUGCAUAGGUUUUUUCAUACUUUGUGUUAGCUUCACUUUUGUUCGUGUGUGGCUGGCUGGGUGGCGGACUGGCUGGCAAAAUCUUCGGAUGGCUAAUUGACCCACAUCCCGUCAACCUAUCAAGCAGAAACUUGGCACAUAGACUCAUUGCCAAUGACAACACAUUCUUUGAAAUUUGCAUCCCAAAAUAUAAUUUGUUUCUGCUUUUUAAGGGGAACGUGAAGGAAAGUACCAGACAACUGCAUUAAAUGACAUUCUUAAAAAAAUAUAAAUAUCGCACUCCUUUAAUAUUUUCUUUUGUUUUUCUGAAAUAGUUGAUGAAAUAAAUCUGAAGUGUAAAAGCGGAAUGGUCAUUAGAAUAUUAAUAUAGUUCAAGGGUUUGAAAAUAAUACGCUGAUGUGAGCCUUGGGGGGGGGGGGGAAUUAUAAUCUUCAUGUCAUUAACAUUCUAUGACAUUAACAUUCUAUGACAUUAACAUUCUAUGACAUUAACAUUCUAUGACAUUAACAUUCUAUGACAUUAACAUUCUAUGACAUUAACAUUCUAUGACAUUAACAUUCUAUGACAGUAAUGUGAAUAAUUUGGAUUGUUUUAAAGAAAAGUUAGUUUUUAUAAUGUAAUAACCUCUGUGUUUUUAAUUUACCUGAAGGUGCCGGGCUUGAUUAACUUCCAACUUUAUACUGGACGAUCUUUGAGUGUUUGUCGAGGAUUGCAGGCAUAUUUAAUCAGCAGGUAUGUACAUUUUUGUAAACACCUUUACAGCCUAUGUUUUAGUAUGUGCAUACGUCAUGCCUCCUGUGCAUAUGUCAUGCCUCCUGUGUGUAUGUCAUGCAUCUCAUGCAUCUGUAAUGCCUUCUGUUUGUAUGUCAUGCCUACCAUGCUUCUGUCAUGCCUCCUGUGCAUAUGUUAUGUCUCCUGUGCGUAUGUCAUUCCUCGUAUUAAAUGUGAUGUAUGAUUAAACUUCAUUUUAGACAAGCUGAUAAAAGAGAAAAAAAUAAUAAAUUUGCCAUUCAAAUUGGAACUUUUAGUUUUAAAUUCAUCAUAAUAAACAAGUCUCCUUACCAAUCUUGUGACACUCUCAGAUACAAGAAAACUCGUCCAGCUAUAUCCGUCUGUAUCCACCCACUACUAAGUGGAGGACUCCAGGAAGCCAUAGCUCAACUGCCUGAUCAACACAUUGAUGAAAUGACAUUAUUGAAAUCCAGAGUCUCCAUCUGGCCACAGAACUGGAAUAUAUAUUAAUACAUAAUGCUGAAAUUGAAAAUUUCCGUGAUAUUCUUCAGUAACAGAUAGUGUCAAAGUUUUUUGUUAAAAAUGGAGAAAUGAAUAAAGUUUGGUUCUUAAUCAGUUACAGACUUUGAACAGUUUAAAUAUUACUGGCUACAAGAAAUACACACAAGACUUAAAAUGUAGAUACCUUCCCCCCCACUCUCUCUUUCUCCAAACAUAAUAAGGUGCUUGUCAUUUUUCAUAUUUGAUGCAUUAUAUUAUGAAAUAAUUUGAUAAAAAUCAGGGGAGUUAAUUUGACCCAUUUUUAUUCUAUGAACAGGCAUGCUCUGAUGUUAUUUAAUAGUUACGCUCACAUGAAUAAAACCGCUUUCCUGUGAAUGUAGAAAUGUGUUACAUGCUUUCUAUGUCAGCACAUAACAUAAACCACAUACAUUUUCGUAGUAUGUUAUUAUUUAAUUUAUUGGGUUUGGAAUAGCAUAAUGCAAGGAGGACUACUCAUGUAUGGAAUGAGAGAAUUGGAACAAAUGGGGGCGACAUAAUAUGUAUCCUUACAAGAUACAUUAAAUGACACAUUUGUAUUGUAGUGAACUGUAGUAGGUAGAAUACGACUUCAGGGCUUUAGAGAAGUUUUAAAUAAAUGAGUGAAAAAAUUGAUCUUCUGUUUUAGGAGAUAAAUUCUCUACAAAUCUCAAAAUAGUGACGCAAGGAAAGUAUGUGAUAUUUUGUUUAAAAUUGUUUGUGUAUUUUUAAAAGUAAAUCGGGCUUAAUGUUAAUGAAAUGUAAAUAAUUGAAGAAUUGUUCAUUUAAAAUUUGAUACAUUAAAAGAAUCUCUAGAAUUUAUUUGAUUUCCAAAUUAUAUGAAUAGAAAAAAAAAAAAUGUUCUUAAAAUUGAUAGAUAUUUCAUGAUGAGCGGAAAGGUGCUUGAAUGUCAUAAGUUAAUGAAACUUGAAGUUUUUUAUUUAAAAUUUUAAUUUAAAUACAAUUUUCACUGGAAUAGCAGAUUUCAGCAUUACACACAGGGUAAAUGGCAAAUCAUUACACUUUUGGAAAAUCACACAUCAUUACUCUCAGGGGUAAAUCACACAUAAUUAUCAUUGACUGCAGGUUCAUAUUCACAUGGCUAUUUAUGAAUUAUAUAACACAAAAAAGUGCAAAAGCACAAGGUUUCUGCUGCAAAACUUCGACCAUAAUAAUACAAUAAUAAUGUGACAAUAAAGUUUUGUGACAAUAAUUUGACAAUAAUGAGCUCAAACUUGUUAUUAAAUCAUUUAGGGUCCUGUUAAUUUAAAACAUGACAUGCGCAAAAAUUUUACUUAAAAAAAUUAACGUGACUCAAGAUUAUAAUCCUGAAGAUUAGACAAUAUAUAAAACAAAACUUUGAGCAUAAUUGAUGUCAUUUACAACCUUAGAAAAACAUAAAUAACGCAACAGAUGAUUUGAAAGAAUAAAAAAUGACCAAUGUCCAGCAUUGUAACUUAUGUAUAUACUACAUGUAAAUAAUUUUAGGUUAUGUAUAUAAUGUAUCUAUGUAAUUGUAGGC
This is a messenger RNA of Lymnaea stagnalis (great pond snail), 15464 nucleotides long. The record is from the annotation of a GenBank genome assembly. Lineage: Eukaryota; Metazoa; Mollusca; Gastropoda; Lymnaeidae.